GCCAGAGCACUAUUUACAUAAAGAGGAAGCCACAAACGAGUGUGUAUGUGGAACGGUAGGUGGGAUGCGGGAGUACCUGAUGUGAUAGAAGGACAGAUCAGGUAUAUGCUCUGUGGCUGGCUGUGAAGACACACUUCUAGACGUCAAAGAGAAGCUCUGUCCCCCUCAGCAUCUCCAUCCACCUACUUCUACAGCUCGCGCAGUGAUCAUGGACUCCAGCACUACAGUGGUGGAACACAUCUACCUCCUGGUCAUGGUCACCCUCAUCAGCGUAGUUCAGAACGCGUUCUUUGCCCAGAAGGUAGAGAGGGAAGGCAACGGUCAAAAUGCCAAAACAUCUGCUUUUGAAAGAGUUUAUUGUGCCAAUCGUAACUGCAUGGAUGCUUAUCCCACGUUCCUGGCAGUGAUGUGGUGUGCCGGUCUGUGCCUCAAUCAAGCUACUGCUGCCUUUGCUGGGAUCAUCUAUCUUGUAGUCAGGCAGAAGUACUUUAUUGGAUACAUGGGACAGACCUCUCAAAGCACCCCGGGCUACCUGUUUGGAAAACGUGUCCUCUUCUUCCUGUUCCUGAUGAGCAUUGUGGGCACGUUCAACUACCUGCUGACGCACUACUAUGGCAGCAACUAUAAAGAAUACGUAGAAACCAUCACCAGCGCUGCAUCUGCUCUUCUGCUCAUCCCCUAAUCCGGUGUGGGUCCCAUAAUGGCAACAACACUUCCCCACAUGAUCUUACCUGAAGAGAACUGUAUGAAACUGAAGUCAAAAUCUGUGUUUUGUAAAAGAGCAUUUAUUGUAUUUGGGUUUGGUAAAAAAUAAAUUUUCAUGAACAAAA
Molecule: messenger RNA, 830 nt
Organism: Micropterus salmoides (largemouth bass)
Lineage: Eukaryota; Metazoa; Chordata; Actinopteri; Centrarchiformes; Centrarchidae
Gene: alox5ap
Product: arachidonate 5-lipoxygenase-activating protein
Exons: 5
Coding region: 209-682 (157 amino acids)
Biological process (GO): leukotriene biosynthetic process
Cellular component (GO): membrane; nuclear envelope; endoplasmic reticulum
Molecular function (GO): glutathione transferase activity; enzyme activator activity; leukotriene-C4 synthase activity
Source: RefSeq, a predicted model, not a curated record